CUCCGCCCGCAGCUCCCAGCGCGGCUCCCGCGGGCCAUGGCCGCCGCCUUCGCCCCCAAGCUCGGCCGGAGCCUGGCGAGCCCGGACCCGCCCCACGGCCCCGGCUACGCCGGUUACUGCCCUCGCUCCCCGUUCAGCCUGGGGAAGAGCUGCGGGCAGCUCCUGAGCAGCCCCGAGGUCGCUGGCUCCAGCCAGCCGGAGCUGCAGCCCGCCCGUUGGCCCUGCGCUGGGGCCCUGCCCGUGGAGCAGGCAGAGGAGCUGCUGGGGACGAGGCCGGCCUGCUGGGGGGCAGGAGCUCGCCCGCUGGGGUGCUGCGUGAUCCCGGGCUACACAGGAUUCAUUCCCAGAGCCCAGAACCUCUUCGCCAAGACCUACUCCGAGAUCUGCAAGGAGGCCAGGAGUGACUUUGCCAGGCAGCAGCUGAGAGCCGCAGGCAGGGAGCAGGAGCUGCAGAACGCAGGGCGGCUGCCCCAGGGCACCAAGAGCAACCUCCUCACCGCCAAGUACAGGACUCCGGUCCCGGCAGGCUCUGCAGCGGCUGCCCCGUACGUCUCUCCCUUCGCCUUCCAACCGCAGGGCUCCCCCUAUUCCAUGGAGGACAACAACCCCCACAAGUGCUUCAUCUCGGGUUUCACCGGCUUUGUGCCCCGCGCCCGCUUCCUGAUCGGGGCAGGCUACCCGCUGACCACCCACCGCGCCCUGGUGGAGUUUGGCCAGGCCAGAGGGCGCAGGCCUGACCCAGUCCUUCCGCCGCUGCUGAAGUCGUACCCCACGGACAUGGGGCUGCUGCCCCACUACGCAGGCUACGUGCCAGGCUACAAGUUCCAGUUUGGCCACACCUACGGCCAGCUCACCCACAACGCCCUGGGGCUCAGCACCCUGGAGAAGCAGGUGGCCGACUAGCGCCCGGGGCUGGACCGGUUCCUUCCCGCAGCUGUUGGGAGCCUGCCCCGCCGUGGGCACGAGCAAUAAAGAGAAGGAGCCACAAACUCUGCUGCCCUCCCCUGUGAACGAGGGGAGCGUCGC
Messenger RNA from Mauremys mutica (yellowpond turtle), 1026 nucleotides. RefSeq names its product family with sequence similarity 166 member B (gene CIMIP2B). Bases 37 to 903 code for a protein of 288 amino acids. The record is from RefSeq and is a predicted model, not a curated record. The transcript is spliced from 6 exons. NCBI's taxonomy places the organism in Eukaryota, Metazoa, Chordata, Testudines, Geoemydidae.